ACCAAACCAAGUUCAAUAGAAAAGUGUAGAGUCUGAUCGAUCAAAUCGAAUAAAUGGGUCUUGGUUUUUGAUAUGGGAGAGGCUUUUGGGUUUUGGGUUCACAUAGACUUAAGCAAUGAAAGGCGUCUACUCGGCCCCCGGAGAUUACAUCUACUUCAAGUCCCAGGUUCCUCUUCACAAGAUCCCAAUUGGCACAAAGCAGUGGCGAUACUAUGAUUUUGGUCCGAAAGCAGUAACUCCACUUAUUUGUCUUCCUGGAACAGCAGGGACGGCGGAUGUCUGUUACAAGCAGAUCAUGGCAUUGUCCAUGAAGGGUUACAGAGUAAUUUCUGUUGAUAUUCCAUGUGUAUGGAAUCACCAAGAAUGGGUUCCAGCAUUUGAAAAGUUCUUGGAUGCUAUUGAUGUUCAUCAUAUACAUCUUUACGGUACAUCCCUUGGGGGGUUUUUGGCUCAACUUUUUGCUCAGCAUCGUCCAAGACGGGUUCGGUCUUUGAUACUAUCAAAUUCCUUUUUGGACACACGCGAGUUCUCUGCCGCAAUGCCAUGGGCUCCCAUAGUUAGUUGGACCCCCUCUUUUUUGCUAAAAAGAUAUGUCUUGUCAGGCAUCCGUGAUGGACCCCACGAGCCAUUUAUUGCGGAUUCGGUGGACUUUGUUGUUUCGCAGGUUGAAACACUCUCAAGGGAAGAUUUGGCUUCCAGGUUGACAUUAACAGCUGAUGCUGCUGCAAUUGAACCUCUUUUGCUCACAGACUCAUUCAUCACUAUAAUGGAUACAAAUGACUACAGUGCGAUUCCUCAACAACUUAAAGAUCAACUGAGUGAAAGGUACCCUGGCGCAAGACGUGCACAAUUAAAGACCGGGGGAGAUUUUCCAUUUCUUUCUCGCCCAGAUGAAGUCAACUUACAUCUUCAGCUACACUUAAGACGAGUUGGUGUGGAACCUCGACCUGACUUGGUUCCAGGCAGCUCCAAAGGAGGUAGUGGUGGUGGGAGCUCAAGUGAAGAGAAUGAGAAAAGAGAUCAGGACAAAAAAGAUCCGGAUGAUCCAUCCAAGGAGGACCGGGGAAAUUCAGAAACUUCUAAUGAAGAACGUCAGAUCCCACCACCUUCAGAAAUUUCAGAAUCUCAUAGCUUAGAAGACCAGCUUGUCAGCAAUGCAAAGUUUUGCCCCUUGAGUAACGAACACAUGGUAGUUUCGUUGCUAUUUGAAUUCUUUAAGAAACAACACACUGUACCCCCUGAAAUAGUUAUGCGAUUGUGGGAAACAUUUGCUCUUCAUUUGCUUUCUUUAUGUGUGAGAUCUUUGUACAUUAGUUCAAACUGUAAUCAGAAGCUUAGACAAGUCUUGUAAAUUGGAACAUCUUGACAUCGUUGCUGUUUCUCAUUUGUGUAAUUGUUCAAAGUUUGGUCUCA
Messenger RNA from Argentina anserina (silverweed cinquefoil), 1413 nucleotides. RefSeq lists its product as uncharacterized. Bases 116 to 1351 code for a protein of 411 amino acids. NCBI's taxonomy places the organism in Eukaryota, Viridiplantae, Streptophyta, Magnoliopsida, Rosales, Rosaceae. The transcript has 8 exons. The record is from RefSeq and is a predicted model, not a curated record.